UUUUCCCAAAAGAGACCGACUACCUUACGUACUAGCCAUGCCUCCCAAGAUGGACCCCAACGAGAUCAAGGUGAUCCACCUUAGGGCCACCGGUGGUGAAGUCGGUGCUUCAUCCGCCCUUGCCCCCAAGAUUGGUCCCCUCGGUCUCUCGCCCAAGAAGGUCGGUGAAGAUAUCGCCAAGGCCACCGGCGACUGGAAGGGUCUUCGCGUCACCGUGAAGCUCACCAUCCAAAACCGUCAAGCCGCCGUCUCGGUCGUCCCCUCCGCCUCUUCGCUCGUCAUCAAGGCCCUCAAGGAGCCUCCUCGUGACCGCAAGAAGGAGAAGAACAUCAAGCACACCAAGUCGGUCCCUCUUGAUGAGAUCAUCAACAUCGCCCGCACCAUGCGCUUCAAGUCCAUGGCCAAGGACCUCAAGGGUACCGUCAAGGAGAUCCUCGGUACCGCCUUCUCCACUGGUUGCCAGGUUGAUGGCCGCAGCCCCAAGGACGUCUCCGACGACAUCGAGUCUGGCGAGAUCGAGAUCCCUGAGGAGUAAACUGUCUACUAUGUAGCACUCUAACGGAACCCUUUACGCGCUCAAAAGUUUUGCGCUUUCUUCAGUGAUACCCCCAACGAUUUUUCUACUUUCUCCCAUGGUGCCUCAUGCUGUGCUUGCUUCCCUUUUCUUUCUCUCCUCAUCUUCCUCCAACACUCAGUUUGCCAACACUCUGGACUCUACCCAUAUUUGCCGUGGUUUAGCCCUAUUUUGGUGCAAACAAGAUGUAUCUUGUCCUACUACUCACCGGGAUGUCUCCUCUUCGGAGCGUGGGCAUACUGGUCCAUGUUUAAGGUCAAUAUCUCUUCGUUUCGUACACCUUUUAGCAUAGCUCAAUCAAAUCUGCGGUCAUGCUACUCUCAAUCAC
Messenger RNA from Aureobasidium pullulans EXF-150, 902 nucleotides. RefSeq lists its product as uncharacterized. Gene Ontology annotation, biological process: translation. The transcript has 3 exons. Gene Ontology annotation, molecular function: structural constituent of ribosome; large ribosomal subunit rRNA binding. The record is from RefSeq and is a predicted model, not a curated record. NCBI's taxonomy places the organism in Eukaryota, Fungi, Ascomycota, Dothideomycetes, Dothideales, Saccotheciaceae. The coding region runs from base 38 to 535 and encodes 165 amino acids. Gene Ontology annotation, cellular component: ribosome; cytosolic large ribosomal subunit.